This is a messenger RNA of Trichophyton verrucosum HKI 0517, 576 nucleotides long. RefSeq lists its product as uncharacterized. The transcript has 3 exons. Bases 1 to 576 code for a protein of 191 amino acids. Lineage: Eukaryota; Fungi; Ascomycota; Eurotiomycetes; Onygenales; Arthrodermataceae. The record is from RefSeq and is a predicted model, not a curated record.
AUGAGAGAGACAGUCGAGAUGACCGUUUCACGAGCUGAGCCGUCAUCGUCACCGUCAUCGUUCGUCUUCUUCGUCUGUCGUGGAUGGCCCUCUCUCUCUUCUACUGCUUUCUGCUCUCUCCUGGACGGCCUGGUGAUGUCUGAUGCCCGGCUGCCAGUGGUUGCACAGCUCGGAGGCGAGCUAGAUCAUCCGACUGUUUUCUUCUCUUCUGCUGCUAACUUCUCUGGCUCUUCUGCCUCUUCGAUGUAUAUUUUUAUCUGCAGUGUCUUCUCUCUCUCCCUCUCUCUUCCUCCCACCUUCAACCCUCACCUUGACCUCAUCUUCAAACGUCCCAUCGACUGUCCUCCACCACGGCGGACCUCCUUUGCCGCCUGUCUCUGCUGGCUCCGUCUCCUCCUCUGGGUCCGAAACACUAACCAUCAAAAUAAGAAGGAGAAGAAGAAGCAGCCAGAAGGAAAUAAGAAUAGGAAGCUAGCUAUCCGUCGCCGUCGCCGUCGCCGUCCUCUCCUGUCCUCUCCUCUCCUAUAUCUAUAUAUAUUAAAAAAGAGAGAGAGACUUCCGCCUUUGGUUACCUAA